AUGGCCCUGUGUGAUAAGACAGUGCAGCCGGAAGUUGCAGAAGUGCAACUUGACAGUGGCCAUGACUCUCGAAUCACACCGAAGGCUCCCGUUGUCACCAAAUCGUCGGCUGAACACCGCCAGCAGGAGGGCACAUCUUCAAUAGGACAAGCAAUCACAACAUCUGGAGAUACUAAGGCCGAUGCUCCGGUGCCCGGGAAAAUCGAGGCGGCAGACCUUCAGGAUGCCCGUGCUCACAAGAGCAAUGGCAAGAAUGGUUUGACGAAAGUCGACGUUCAAGGUCUGUUCUCUGGAGCUCCGCAGUAUACGCUUGAAAAGGGCCGAAGAGGCCGUUACUUCCCUCAGGCCUUCUUUCCAUGGAAUAAUGACCUUGACAUUUCUGAUCUCCAAGAUCGGAGAUACCUUCGCCACGAAAGCUUUGCACUUUCAACGCUUCAUGCCCACCUUCCUAUUCCGAAUGAAGUCGAAUGGAAACCUGGUAUGAUGCCCCCCGUGCAGACAAGUGAAAGACUUGAGACGAAUAAGCGACCUAUGUUUGAACUCGGCAUCUUUGAACGACCCAACAUGCUUGGUCUUGAAGGUAAAGAACCUGGUACGGUCGGCAUGAGAUACUUUCUUGAGCGCCCGGUCGCGGAUGGGCUGCAAGAUGAGAACAUCAAGGAACAUGGCAAGGAUGUUGAACUGGACCUCGCUUUGUCCCAUGUCCCAGCAAUGGAGGCUUUCAAGAUGCUUGCUGUGGGUAGGGGGAAUGAAGAAAUGGAUGCUAAAAUUGGGAAGCACGCACCAGCUCUGGACCGGGCCAAGCUUAUAAAAGGUGGAUCACACGCUUGGAAAGCUGCAGGAGUCAGAGAUCUAAACAUGGGGACGAUAGCAGAUCGAUUUGAAGUGAUCCAGCACUGGCGAGACCACGUUCUCAAUGCUGGUUGGCGAACAACAGUCCUCGAUCACAUCACCUCGGCCGAACUACAUGAGCACUUAUUUUCUGAGGUACUCUAUCCACCGAGAAAGGUUAGCCAUGACACCAAACAUGAGCAUGCUGGUCUCAAGAUUCAAAUCGAGGCACUGGUGAAAGUGCUCACUACGCCAGGCGCUUGGCUUGACUUGAGUAUCCCAGAAGCCAGGCUUCGACUUGGGAAGAUCUUGCAUGGUAACACCACGCACUAUAGCCACGAAACCGGGACUUUCUGCGUUGAACCUGAGCGAAAAUGGGCUUUGGUCCAGCUCUUGCUAGCUGUCGAGCUAGUAAUUCGAUUAGAUGCCGCAUUAAGGCUUGGUGUCGCACAGCACUCCGAGUCUUUCGAAUUGAAUAGUGAUGAGAUACAUCAUUUUAACAAACUUCGCAAUCUCAAAGUCGACUGGGACCUUGUACUAGCGAGAAGGUUUAUCACUUUGAGUACUAUCAAGAAAAUUGAAAAGAAAGGCAACGCAGAUCAAGGGGCUACAAGACCUACGCUGCAACAAAAGUCCCCAGAGCCUCAUACAAGCUUUAUAGGAAAGUUCUUCUCGCAUAAUGAGGACAACAAACGAUCGGAUGCAAAGGUCGUACAUGAUCUUUGCGAUGUGACGAUCCUCCCACGACAAGCGCAAGUGAUGGUCGGUGGUUUGAUACGGUUUGCUAGCAAUAUCGGUUGGCCUCGCACUCUUGAAAUACAGGAACAAUUACGCCGAAAGCUGUGUCAAACGGAGGUGGAUGAAAGAGACAAAUUUUUGAUGGACGCGGUCUCUUGCGUGGACAUCUCGGAAAGGGCCAACAACCAACCACUGGGAAAUGUAACACGACCACUGGGCAACUUUUAUGUGGAUCUGCAGGCGUCCACCCCAACAACUGUGGGUGGUUGGCUUUCUCAUAGCUGGCUGUCAGGUCUCAUCCUGCCUGGAAGUUCCAUCUGUGACAUGUUGAUGGCUACGCUCCUGGAGAAUGACACAGAUCCAAAUACUAUCACAAAACUCGAUUGUCACGGAACGCAUCCACUUCGCGGCUCUGGAUUUGUUCUCGAUGGUAGCAGUUGGUGGUCGAAAUCUUGCAUUGUUGGCCGGGUCCUGGCCCCGAUGCAUGGCGCGAAGGAAUCCAUGGGUUGGAUAUCUGCCCCAAAUGUCGUGCCACUGUACGAUUCAACCAAGAAACCGCUUUCCGAUCGUUGGGUCAAGAUCAAAACAUACCCAGUUCCAACUACAAGACAAAGACCACGGAUAUUUGACGGCGAGAAGAUUGCGAUUGAAAGCACACCGCUUGGAAUGGGCAAAGGGGGCAUUCAUGGCGCCGAGUUCAGUAUGGUGACGGAUCACAUUCUCGACGACGAGACAAAGCCCAAAUUGGACGUGAAGGACAUCACCAUACACCUCUCAUCCAGUGAUGCUCCCGAUUCAAGUCCAAGCCAUCCGCUGGCAGCAUGGAUACAGUUUGAAUUGACGUUGACUCCGCCGACCAAUGUGCAAGACUCUCCGCGGCCAGAGGUCAUUACAAAGCGCGUACGCUAUGGUCUUAGCCGAGCUGUAUAUUUCAUUACUGCGUUCCCGUGCCGGUUGCCUCACGGACAUGCCACUUUUGCACCUGGAUCAGCCGAUGCAGACUAUGAACAGUAUCGACAGCCACCGAAGCACAAGUCUCAUGAGCAUAUCCCUGCUCAUCCACUCCACAAGACAUACAAAUUCGCAACGAAGACGCUUUCAGAUCUGGUAGGCGAUGGUAGCGGUGGUGCGGGCGCAGACGCCGUGAGCGGAGUCGAGCCCCCGAACCCUUGCCUGAGCCAUGACUCAGAAGUCUGGGUGAUUGAUGCGCGGUCUCUACCUGUGCACAGCAGCCACCAGAGCGGUAGCCAUUCUGAAGCCCACUAUCUCUCAAACUUCUACUCGAACGGAUCCGCAAGCACCCCAGCCUCACCCAGUCUCGUAGAGGCCGGUGGCGAAGCGACCCUGGAUUCAACAAUGCACUCACAGCUAUGGACAAGAGAUAUUCUGGUGCGGAGCUGGUGCGCAGAGAAAGGCCGCAACGCACUCAUUGCCCGCGUGGGUCGCACGUGCCUUUCCUGCGCAAUCAGAGAGGCGAAGGCCCUGGAGAUCAGUGUCGUCAUUAGAGUGGGAAUGAUGGAAUGA
Molecule: messenger RNA, 3093 nt
Organism: Exophiala aquamarina CBS 119918
Lineage: Eukaryota; Fungi; Ascomycota; Eurotiomycetes; Chaetothyriales; Herpotrichiellaceae
Exons: 2
Coding region: 1-3093 (1030 amino acids)
Source: RefSeq, a predicted model, not a curated record